UCCUAAAAAAAAAAUAGGAAGUGGGAGGAAGAAAUGAGAAUUGAUGAUAAUGGAGAAAAAAAUUGUCGAGUAUUUGCAACUGAGCGAUGAGGUUGAAGAAGACGGCGGCGAGGCACAGCGACUGGAACUGGAAGAAGAGUUUUCACGGGAAGGAAGAAGCUUCUACGAGGUUUUUAGUCUCAGAGGAAUCCGAGUCAACCGGGUCGACCCGGGUUUCAUUUCCUGCUCCUUCAAGGUCCCUCUCCGUUUGACGGAUAGAGACAGGAAUCUAGCUAAUGGUGCGAUUGCGAAUCUUGUGGAUGAAGUUGGUGGAGCGCUUGUACAAAUCCAAGGCUUACCUCCUUGUGUUUCUGUGGACAUGUCUAUUGCAUUCCUUUCUCAAGCUAAGCUCGGUGAGGAGUUGGAGGUAACGUCGAGAUUGUUAGGCGAGAGAGGACGUUAUAAAGGAACACUUGUUGUAGUGAGAAACAAGAGGACCGGUGAGGUUAUAGCAGAAGGUCGACAUUCUUUGUUUGGCAGGCAAGCUAGUAAGCUCUGAGGUCUAAUCUUACUGUUAUAUCUAUUCAGUGAUAAGGUUAUGUUUCUUUCACUGUUAUGUCUGUUUUCUGUUUUGUGUAAUCUUAAACCUUUGUAAAUAGCUUUAUAAAGAUGAGACCGAACCACCAUUCAGUAAAUUUGAUAUUUUUGUGAUGAUCAUAA
Molecule: messenger RNA, 699 nt
Organism: Camelina sativa (false flax)
Lineage: Eukaryota; Viridiplantae; Streptophyta; Magnoliopsida; Brassicales; Brassicaceae
Source: RefSeq, a predicted model, not a curated record